AUGCUAUUCAAAACCGCCCUCCUAGCAAGCACCCUCGCCCUCCUCUCAAACGCUCAGUCCAGCGUAUCCAAUGACCCACCAACUCCAAGUGGGAGCGUAAAACAGCAUGUAAUCCAAGUCGGAGAUGUAUCCGGCGCGCUAAAGUUCUACCCAGAGACCGUGAGAGCCAGUGUCGGUGACAUGGUGCAAUUCCAAUUCUACCCCCAAAACCAUUCGUUAGCCCAAUCCUCCUUCGAUAAGCCCUGCGAACCCCUCGCGCAGGCCAAUGGCUCCACGCCCUUCUGGUCCGGCUUCAUGCCAGUGUCCGCGUCUAGCACCAGAAUGCCCGUCUUCUCCAUCGUCGUCAGGGAUGACAGGCCGAUGUGGUUCUAUUGCGCUACCGGCAAGCAUUGUCAGGGUGGGAUGGCGGGCGUCAUUAACCCGCCCGCGUCGGGGGAUCGUACCAUCGCCGCGUAUAAAUCUGCUGCCUCAUCGGUCGCGUUGACCGGUGUGCCGACCGGCGCUGCGGGUUCUGGGGGGUCGAAUUCGUCCACCGGGACUGGAACCGGGAGCGGGAGUGGAAGUGGUUCAGUACCGACUACUACGCCUGCUCCCGGUGCCGCGAGUGAGCUCCGUGUCUGGAAGGGGUGGGCUGUUGCGGUUUGUGGGAUUGUGGGGUUAUUGGUGGUAUGA
Molecule: messenger RNA, 672 nt
Organism: Tuber melanosporum (Perigord truffle)
Lineage: Eukaryota; Fungi; Ascomycota; Pezizomycetes; Pezizales; Tuberaceae
Exons: 3
Coding region: 1-672 (223 amino acids)
Source: RefSeq, a predicted model, not a curated record